Molecule: messenger RNA, 396 nt
Organism: Monosiga brevicollis MX1
Lineage: Eukaryota; Choanoflagellata; Craspedida; Salpingoecidae
Exons: 6
Coding region: 1-396 (131 amino acids)
Cellular component (GO): cytoplasm
Source: RefSeq, a predicted model, not a curated record
AUGAACCUCCGAGAUGCUGACACCGGCAAAAUCUUCUGGCAGAAAAUGGAGGACUUCUCGGCCGCAGAUCGCGAACAUGAAGCCCGCGUGCCCAAGAAGCUCCUCAAGUGUCGCGCCGUCUCGCGUGAGAUUGAGUUUUGGUCCGAGGAUGCUCUCGAUGACUUUCGUCUCGAGCAGCGUGUUCACUUUAAUGGCACCGUCAUCGAAGAAUGGCACUUCAAGUUUGGCUUCGUGAUUCCCGACUCAACCAACACAUGGCAAAACACCAUCGAGGCAGCGCCCGAAGCCCAGAUGAUGCCUGCCAGUGCGCUCAGUGGCAAUGUGGUCAUUGAAACCCUGUUUUAUGACGGUGACCGCCUUCUCGGCACCUCACGAGUUCGCGUCUUCUACGUGUAA